GAUUCCACUGGUUUCCGUCAUGAAAUAUUGAAAAAAAUCCAUAUUUUGUAUUAAAACUGUACUUUUUAUUGACCAUUUAGUGUUAGUGAAAGUGUCUUUAGCGACUAACAUGAAUAUAUCGGAUAAUGAAGCAGAUGAUACUUCCAGUGUAGAAAGCACCUCAAAUACAGAUAAUACGUCCCGUAGCGAGACUCCAACGAAUUCCCGUGUGAAGAAACGUAGACGCGGCAAAAAGAAGACUACUAAACAAGUCAAACCUCCAUAUAAGUUCAACUGUAGUGCAAAAGAGGAUCAUGGCCAACCUUUAUUUGGUUGCCAAUUCAACCACCACCUUGCGGAAGGCGAACCACAAGUAUUUGCCGUGGUGGGAAGCAACCGAGUUUCCAUUUAUGAAUGUCCAGAGUCCGGAGGCUUCAAGUUUCUACAGUGCUAUGCGGAUCCUGAUGUUGAUGAAACAUUCUACACUUGUGCAUGGUCUUAUGAAGAAGAAACCGGUCUUCCGUUGCUCGCUGUGGCAGGAUCACGAGGCAUCAUUCGGAUCUUUCACCCUGCUUCACAGACUUGUAUCAAACAUUACAUAGGCCACGGCCAUGCUAUCAACGAAGUUAAGUUUCACCCGCGGGAUCCUAACCUUCUUCUGUCAGCUAGCAAAGAUCAUGCUCUACGGCUGUGGAACAUUAUGACUGAUGUUUGUAUUGCUAUUUUUGGUGGAGUGGAAGGUCACAGAGAUGAAGUUUUAAGUGCUGAUUUUGAUCUCAAAGGAGAACGUAUCAUGUCUUGUGGAAUGGAUCAUUCUUUAAAACUAUGGAGACUGGAUAAGCCAUCUAUGAACGAGGCCAUAAAGCAAAGUUAUAAUUUUAACCCACAUCGGGCUCUAAGACCUUUUAAUUCUUUGAAAGAGCAUUUCCCUGACUUCUCUACGAGGGAUAUACACAGAAAUUAUGUGGAUUGUGUUCGGUGGAUGGGAGAUCUCAUUUUGUCCAAGUCGUGCGAGAAUGCGAUAAUCUGCUGGAAGCCAGGCCGACUCGAAGACACGGAGUUACGACCAGGCGAUAACUCGGUCACCAUAGUGCACAGAUUCGACUACAAAGAGUGCGAGAUUUGGUUCAUUCGUUUCGCCGUCGACUAUAGCCAGAGGGUAAUAGCUCUGGGCAACCAGUGUGGUAAGACAAUGGUGUGGGAGCUGGGCAGCGUUGCGGGCGGCAGCCGGGUCUCCCAGCUCAUGCACCCCCGCUGCCAGGCCGCCGUUAGACAGGUGACCCUUUCCAGAAACGGCAAAGUUUUAUUAACAUGCUGCGAUGAUGGUACGAUUUGGAGAUGGGACAGAGCUGUUAGCAAUAAUAAUAACUAGCUAACAUUAAGGUGACUACAGGAAGAGGACUGGCAGGUCUGAUCUGAGGUCUCAGUACUUCAUAAUUAAAUUCAAAUUAAUUAAUGAAGUUUUCUGUAUUGCACAUAAAACUUUUUCUGACUGGCUCAAGCCGAUUUCGCGUUAAUAAGCAUGGUGACACCCUUAGUAAAGGGACGAUAUUAUACAGCGUGUUUUAAUUACUGGGAAUGUAUCCGAAAUCAUAGGAGAUACAGGGAAAUUGCCUUAGGA
Hyposmocoma kahamanoa is the source of this 1600-nucleotide messenger RNA. RefSeq names its product polycomb protein EED (gene escl). Gene Ontology annotation, cellular component: ESC/E(Z) complex. The transcript is spliced from 7 exons. Gene Ontology annotation, biological process: negative regulation of transcription by RNA polymerase II. The record is from RefSeq and is a predicted model, not a curated record. The coding region runs from base 110 to 1351 and encodes 413 amino acids. Gene Ontology annotation, molecular function: protein binding; nucleosome binding. Lineage: Eukaryota; Metazoa; Arthropoda; Insecta; Lepidoptera; Cosmopterigidae.